Haliotis rufescens (red abalone) is the source of this 842-nucleotide messenger RNA. Its product is annotated as N-acetylglucosaminyl-phosphatidylinositol de-N-acetylase-like. Bases 10 to 837 code for a protein of 275 amino acids. Gene Ontology annotation, molecular function: N-acetylglucosaminylphosphatidylinositol deacetylase activity. NCBI's taxonomy places the organism in Eukaryota, Metazoa, Mollusca, Gastropoda, Lepetellida, Haliotidae. Gene Ontology annotation, cellular component: endoplasmic reticulum. Gene Ontology annotation, biological process: GPI anchor biosynthetic process. The transcript is spliced from 7 exons. The record is from RefSeq and is a predicted model, not a curated record.
UUUAACUCAAUGGCCGCUUCCUUGUUCAACAUGUCCUCGUCGUUAGAUCUGUUGGAACAUUUUCAGACACCGUGUACUGUUUUAUUCACCGCGUAUAUUUUCUUGUACGUGUUCGCAAUCAUAGUAUACAUACCCAUCUUGUGGCGGAAGAGAUCACGUGUGUCUGAGCCGAAAGACAAUGCAAACGUUCUAUUCAUAACCGCUCACCCAGACGAUGAGUGUAUGUUUUUUGCUCCAGCAAUCCUGGGUGUAGAAUCCCAUUCAUCAUUGCUUUGUUUUACAACAGGAAAUUAUGACCAGAAAGGUGAUUUGAGAAAGAAGGAGGUAUUGAAGAGUUGUUCUGUGUUGGGUAUGUCUCCACAGCAGGUGACAGUACUAGAUAUCAGAUCCUUGCCAGACAGUCCGAAGGUGCAGUGGGAUAGACAGCAAGUCUGUAGUGAGAUCCUCCGCCACUGCAUACAACACAGAGUGAAGAAGAUUUAUACGUUUGACGGGUAUGGGGUGAGUGGUCACAGCAACCAUAGAGAGCUGUACAAGGCUGUGAGACAUCUAAAGAUUGACAGAAAAGAGCUACAAGACAUUGAGUGCUACAGCUUACAGAGUGUCAACCUGCUUCGUAAAUACACCUCACUGUUAGAUCUGCCCUACAGCGUGUACACAGCUGACGUAGUGUAUGUGUCGUCUCCAUCUCAGGUCCUUACAGCUCAGAGAGCGAUGUACACCCACUGGAGUCAGUUCGUGUGGUUCCGGAUCCUCUUCAUAUUCUUCUCCAGAUAUCUUAUUAUUAAUACUUUUACAAAAAUCGAUGUUUAUAAACAGUUCAAUAAACAUUCAUGAAAAAU